Necator americanus (New World hookworm) is the source of this 2238-nucleotide messenger RNA. RefSeq lists its product as uncharacterized. Gene Ontology annotation, biological process: nuclear pore organization. Lineage: Eukaryota; Metazoa; Nematoda; Chromadorea; Rhabditida; Ancylostomatidae. The coding region runs from base 1 to 2238 and encodes 745 amino acids. Gene Ontology annotation, molecular function: structural constituent of nuclear pore. The record is from RefSeq and is a predicted model, not a curated record. Gene Ontology annotation, cellular component: nuclear pore; nuclear pore inner ring. The transcript has 21 exons.
AUGCAGUCUGCCGUCGUGCAUUCGGUGGAACAACACGGCACAGUUCAAAAAUUUAUAUUUUCGCCUGUUACCAGUUGGACUUGUAUCUCUCGAGCUUUGUGGAUUCUACGGGCUAUGUGGAUCGAAGUUCGGCGAGCAUGUGAAGCAGUACAGAACUUUACUGAUGUUGAGGAUGCUGCGGCUUGUAGCGAAUUGAUUAAGGAGGUGGAGAAGUUCAAGUGGAGGAUUCAGAAUAUAUUGAAAAAUCAAGGAAAAUCUCCAACUGAUCGUGUCAAACUUAAAGCAAACACGGAAAUUCCAAUUGAUGGCGUCAAAGUGAUGUUGGAUCAGCCACUAUGCGAUGAAGCGAUCAUUAUCAGUGAUAUUUUCAAUCUCCACGAAAUGGAAGCGCUUGAACUAGUGCUUUCCGGGGAAAGUCAGAAAAUCCAUUUUGAUUGCUUGAAUCGUGGUCUAAUUGCUGUUGUAUGCUACUAUGAUGUACAUCGUCUUCUCGCUGUUCUUCUGAGAACAAUGCUCGAAUGGGACAAGGAAUCAAUGCAUGAGAGUCUUCGUGUGUUUAUUGAACAGAAUUUUGUGCAGCGUACGAUGUUCCAACAUUUGCUACAACUACAAGCGACUUUUAACGUUAUUACUGAGUUCCACAUGCUGUCACAACCGCAUGUGAAUGGUCUUGGCGGGCCUCGGCAUCAGAAUUUGCUCCGCAAUGUGAUAGAGGAAAUCCGUGAAAAUAGCGCAGAAGCACUCUAUUCACUUUGUGAGUGGGGAGCUGAACAUUCGAAUGAAUUCUUGGCCGAUAUCUACCCUAUCCUCAAGGUUGUGCCUUUGGCAGAAAAGUUUUCUGCCCAUCACCUGUCCGCCUGGAUUUGCCUCGUGAAACUCACUUCAAGCAGUGUGUUGUCACAAACAAACACUGCUGCAGCUGUGCUUUCAAAUCUCGUAAAGGAGAUCCGAAACGAGACCGUAUGGAGUGAUCAAUCGGUAUGCGGCACUGUCCAGCUCGCCUGUGCAAUAGCUCUGCGAGCUCUAGCUGUGAGCCCAGCAGAUCACUUAAACAUAACAAACGUUGAAGUGGACGUUGAUAAGGUUGUGGAUCGAGCCAUCAAGAACUUAGCUAUGAUAUUCAUUCGUCAUGGUGUGAUCGGAUCUGAUUCUUUCAAGCUGUGUAGUACUCAUGUACGCGUAGUGGAUACUAUGUUAAAACAGCUGAUUGCAUUAUUUCCCGCGAAGUUAAUGGAAAUUGAACGAAAUUCUGAAGAUGAACUUACUUGGGUGGACGAAAUGGCGGAAAAAGGGCAGCAGGCUACUCCCGCUCUACACUAUGAGAGUUUUCUUCGAUGUAUCUCGGAUCUUUAUCAAAUUGCUGAUGAUCCGAAAACGAGUGGUGCUGUGAAAUUGUGCAUAACAGAACUCAGCUUAGGAUAUAGUAGCUCUGGUUCUAUGGAACUUUGUCGAUUCAUGGAACGCGCACGAAUCUCACAUCAUGUCGUCCAUGCUGUUGCAUAUCUGGACAUGCUUUGUGCAGUUUGUCGUACACGACAAGUUGCAGCCUUCAUUUUUGACGUAUUUGCAAGAGUAUCGGCACAUGAUGAUGUACAUGUGGGGUGGGACCAUGUAAUGUCUGCUCUAAGAUCAUACGAAAGGCUUUUCCGAGAAAGAGCUGGCUCAACAUCCAUGAUAGGACAUUCUCUUUCCGCGCAGCAACAACCAAAAGCCGUGAUUCCACCCAGAGAACUGAUAGGUUUGAUUAGCUGGAUCACUUUGGCGAGGACCGUUGUGGAUUUGGAUGACGAUGCAGCUGAGGUGUUUCUGGAAGAACGCCAAUGGGCUGUGUUAGACGCAACGUUAGGAAUAGUAUCAGCGCCUGUUCCUCUUCCGUUAAAAGGGGCACUUCUUCGACUAGUAGCUGCUUUAGCAAAGAGGGAGGCAUCUGCGCUUAGGAUCUGGAAUGCGUUGAAUGCGCAUGCCCUCUGUACCUUCGCAGAGAAUGGGGCUUUGCUCGGAUUGCAGAGAGAACUGGAUGAGCGAGAAUGUAGUGAAGAGAUUUUCGAUACUUCUCUGGGAUUUGUUUACCUCUUAAGAUCUCUUCUGUCGCACUCACACAUUGUGAUUCCUGAAUUUGCUGCACCCUAUCUACAGUAUCUUACAAAGUCGAUAGUGUCACAAAUGGGCUCACGAUCCUACAAGAAUAUCGCUCAAUUUCCUGCAUUAGCCGGUAUAUUUGGAUCUAAAGUGUCCUAA